UCAUCGUCAUGGUAACAAUACCAUAAUAUUCAAUUAUUGUAGCGAUGUCUUCUUUCGCGACCGGCGUCCGCAACCAAACCAAAGAGCGAUUCGACGCGUUGCUGAAAUCCGCUCUGCGUAAGAAAUCGCAGUCCAAGUCCAAGCAGAAUCUGGUUGAGGAGGUGGAGGUGGUCAGCGAUGGAGGAAUCUCCAACGCGUCGGAGGAUAAGGCUUACAUCAUGGACAAGUUCCUGCAGGACGCGACAGAAGCGAAGGUUCCAAUCCCCAAACCUAGGCGCAGGUUGCUCGAUGGAAAAUCCGACAAUCAGCAAAGCAAAAUAGACGAGCGCUCUGAAGAUAAUAAGAUGAAAGUGAAGGUAAAGAAACCAAUAGAAUCCAAUCAUUCUUCUUCAGAUGAUGAAGGUGAUAAGUCGAGAGUUAAAAGAAAGGUAAAUGUAAGGAAACCGAUCGAAUCAACCGAUGAUGACAGCAAAUUGGUCGAGAUUUACGCGAAACCGGAAUCCUCCAGCAAGUCUUCAAUUACAAAAGACGAAGAUAACAAUUCCAUUAUUAACAAUUCAAAAUUACCAGUCGAUUCCACCGACGAAGACGAUGAUACUUACGUUAAAUCAAAUAUAAAAAAUGAAGAAUGUAUAAAGACAAAUGAAUCCACGGAUGAUGAACCAUCUAGUAAACCGAAAAUAAAACCACGAAAUAUUCCUAAACAAAAUAUUGAAACUUUGAAACGAAAACAGAAGAAUGUUGAAAGUAAAGAAUCGCAGAAGUCUUUGGAUUCUAUAUCAAAGGAGGAGGAGGUGAGUUACGAGGAUGAAAUUAAACCGAAACCGAGAAAGUCGAAAGCGACGGUCAAACCUAAACCUAGGACGCGGGUGCCUCAGAAAGGGACAGUUUACGGAUACGAGAAAAUCUUGAAUGUCUGCGUGCAUCGCACGGACAGAUUGAAACUGGAUUCGUACGUGAUACAUCCGGUGGUGAAGAUACAUUUGGUCGAUGGGAAAACCGGUGAUUAUUUGAAGAAAUCGGAUAAGAGCAGAGCCGCUCUGUUUUACUACGAGAACAAGCAGAUUGAUUAUAUUGGACCGAUCAUGACACGCGCUUACGACUUGCAAGAAAAUAGAUCGUUGCAUCCUAAUUGGGAGGAAAACAUUAUGAUCAACGAGGAUUUAGAGUAUUUAAAGAGUUCACCGGAUUUACUAAUGUUAUUCGAAGUCAUGGACUUUUCCAGAAAAGAAGGUUGGUAUAGAAUAGCGUGGGCUUUCCUAAAUCUGCAUCCGACGAAUCUCGAGAGAAGCGUCCGCUUGCAACUGUUCGCGCCGAAGAAAAUGAAGAUCUACAACGCGAACCAAUGCGAGAUUUUCGAUCUGUGGUCGAAAAAGAAUUACCAAAAGUAUCCUUCCACUUUGCACGUCACCGUAAAAGGUGUAACGAUGCCACAAGAAUCUUCCACUUUGCGCUCAAAUAAUCCUUACCAAAAGGAAGUUGGUAAGAGUCAGUUAAUAGAAGAAAAACAUAUAACGGAGAAUCCAAUCAGCUGGGAUAAAGUUGACCAUCAAAUCUGCAAAAUACCAAAUAGAUUGGUGCAGAAAAUUGAGGGCGGAGAAGAUGGUUGUUUUUUAAUGGCUUUUAGCAAUUUGGGAAAUCACUUGGCUUAUUGUGCUUUGGAAGAUAAUGUUUACAACAUCAUGAUUUAUUCGAUCAUCGAGAACGAGGAUGUAGCAUGGUUCCCGAGUCACCAAGGCUUGAUAUACUGCUUGAUUUGGUCGCCAAAUGAUAAAUACGUUAUUUCAGCUUCUGCUGAUUGCACAGUUGCUAUUUGGGACGUGGAGAAACACACAUUUAUUCAAAUGCUUCCACAUCCCGCUUUCGUUUAUACUUGUUGCUUUAUUGGAUCAUCAAUAGCGACUGGGUGUUAUGACCAGUAUAUACGAAUUUGGGGUCUUGUCAAAGAUGGUAAUUACGAGUUACGAGAAGAAUUGAAAGGACACGAAGGCUAUGUUACAUCCGUGUGCUCCAAUAAGACAGGAAAUCUCUUGUACUCUUCAGAUUCCAUUGGAACCGUUCUCAUAUGGUUAUUUGACGAAGAAAAUUGGCAGCUUUUGAGGCAAUUGUUGGUGUUAGAUUUCAAAGAGGUCGUCAUCAAUCAAAUUAUCCUUCAUAAACGAGAGAAGAGGCUGUUCGUCAACAGCAGAGACGAUAAAGUGCGGAUGAUUGAUAUAAAGACAGGAUACGUCUUACAAACUUACCAUGGAGCUCGAAAUAACAGGGUCCAUUCAAAAAUUGCAAUUUCUACUUGUGGGAAUUACGUGUUUUCUGGAAGUGAAUCAGGAGAUCUAUACGUUUGGAAUACGGAAAACGGCACCAUAGAAGACGUUUGGAAGCCCUAUAACAAAGAAGUCGAUAUACACUGCAUUACAUCUCAUCCUAAAGACGCUUAUUUGGCCAUUUCGCAUUACGGGUUGCCUCUGCCCAUACUUUUGUAUGGUCAUGAAAAUGGCCCAAAACUAGAUUCUACAAUCAACGAAGAACCUACAAAUAAGUCCCAAAUUGAAAAGAAGUUAAAAAGUUUAGAUUUUAAAGGAAUAUUAGAGAAAAUGGAUAACGUAAUAAGCGUGAACAAUAAAUAUUGAUUAUACUUUUAUGCAACGUAUGCAUCAGCAAGUCGAAUUGGUUGUAUAAGCAUUAAAUUGCUACACCUACUUUAUUUUUUUCGUCCAAUCUGAAUAAAGUGUAUUUUGUUUACAUUGUA
This is a messenger RNA of Nicrophorus vespilloides, 2746 nucleotides long. RefSeq names its product jouberin-like. Gene Ontology annotation, biological process: motile cilium assembly. The record is from RefSeq and is a predicted model, not a curated record. NCBI's taxonomy places the organism in Eukaryota, Metazoa, Arthropoda, Insecta, Coleoptera, Silphidae. Bases 45 to 2627 code for a protein of 860 amino acids. The transcript has 7 exons. Gene Ontology annotation, molecular function: protein binding. Gene Ontology annotation, cellular component: ciliary basal body.